This is a messenger RNA of Drosophila serrata, 1122 nucleotides long. RefSeq names its product trans-1,2-dihydrobenzene-1,2-diol dehydrogenase. Gene Ontology annotation, molecular function: nucleotide binding. NCBI's taxonomy places the organism in Eukaryota, Metazoa, Arthropoda, Insecta, Diptera, Drosophilidae. The record is from RefSeq and is a predicted model, not a curated record.
AGAACUGUCGCACGUAAAAACAACACAGUGGAAAGUUUUAUCCAAACGUUUAGUUCUGCCACAAGUUGAACCCCGUCCCAGUAACCACCAGCAACAUGUCGAAACUGAUCCGUUGGGGAAUUGCUUCAGCUGGCAAGAUCAGCGAGGAUUUUGUCAUCGCUCUGAGCACCCUGCCCGCCACUGAUCACAAGGUCCAGGCUGUUGCCGCCCGAUCCCUGGAUCGUGCCCAGGAAUUUGCCACCAAGCACUCCAUCCCCAAGGCUCUCGGAAGUUACGAGGAGCUGGCCAAGAGCGGUGAUGUGGAUGUUGUCUAUAUUGGCACCCUAAACCCCCAGCACUACGAGGUCGCCGUGCUGAUGCUGAACAAUGGCAAGCAUGUGCUCUGCGAGAAGCCUCUGGCCAUGAACAAGAAGCAAGUGGAGGGCAUCCUGGCGGCGGCGAAGGCCAACAAGAGAUUCUUCAUGGAGGCGGUGUGGUCUCGCUUCUUCCCCUCAUACCAGCGUGUCAAGGAGCUCAUUGCUAGUGGACAGCUGGGACAGAUCAAGGAUGUGGAGGUGAACUUUGGCUUCCUAGAGCAUGUGGAUCGUUUGCAGAAACGCGAGCUCGGAGGUGGAGUGGUUUACGAUCUCGGUAUCUACACCAUUCAGGCCUCGCAGUGGGCCUUCCAGGAGAAGCCCCAGAAGAUCGAGUCCAAGGGAUCCCUUAAUGCCGAGGGCAUCGACGAUGAUGUGAGUGCCACGUUGACCUACAGUGGCGGACGCACCGCUCGCAUGCGCUUCUCCUCCAAGGAAAAGCUGUCCAACACUGCUGUGAUCAAGGGCACCAAAGGACAGGUUACCCUGAUUGACUUCUGGUCGCCAAACAAACUGAUCGACAUCGAUGGUCAGGAGAAGGAAUGGCUGCCCCCCAAGGGCAAGUACCAGACCAACUAUGCCAACUCCGAGGCCAUGAGAUACGAGGCUGAGGCUGUGCGUCAGUCCAUCCUCGCUGGUGAAGUGGAGAAUAAGAAUGUAUCUUAUGCUGAUAGCUUGCUCUUUGCCGAGAUCGAGGAUACCAUCCGCAAGCAGAUCGGUGUGCUGAAUAAGUUCGAUGAGGAAUAAAUGUAGAUUUUAUAUAAUUAAA